UCGCAUAUUGCUCACAUGACAGGAAGCAGAACGGUCAAACGUGUGAAAAACAAGGAAAGAGCGGAAAGUAUUGUAAAUAGAUCAGUACUUCGCACACUGUAAUGUCUCAGUAUUGUUUUGGUUGACACAGAAGGUAACAAGCGUUGUCAUUUAAAUAAUUCCCUGAGGAUGUCUGAUACCCAGGGCGGCCAGUCCAUUCUUGUGCACAACCUUUCCACGCUCUUGCGGAAUAAUGGAGACUCUGUGUUAGAUGGCUCAAGCACUUUGACUCUGCAGGUGGCUUGCAUACAGCACCUGACACAUCUCUUUGAACAGUACUUGAUUUCACACCCACGACAGUACAGCUUCUUGGCUUUGCCAUCACACCCAGCCGAUACCACGUCACUGCUUCAGGUGCAGUUUCUGUUCGACAUGCUACAGAAGACGGUCUCGCUUAAGCUUGUUCAUCCACCUGGGCUAAGACUCCAGUCCAUUGUGAAAAUUUACCCCUUUAAGUCCCUCAAGCACUUGGAGCUGAAAAGAAUUCCUCCUCAUUGUUUACAAGGGCUAUGUGGUAUCUACGCUCAGUUGGAAGUCUUCACCUGCUCUAAAAGCCUCAACAGUUUGGAGGAGCUGCUGUUACUCUGUGGAGGAGAUCUCAGUACAGCCCUGCCUUGGUUAGAGCUUCACACUCUGAAUUUCAGCUACAAUUCUAUUUCCUGUCUUGAUGAAUCCCUGAGAUUGUUGAAUGUUCUGAAGUCACUGGAUUUAAGCCAUAACAAGAUCAAGGAAUGUGCUGAAUUUUUGAAGCCACUCUGCGAGCUCAAACAUCUCAAUCUUUCCUACAACAACCUACAGAGGGCACCAGAGCUUGGCCUGAACACUCAAGCAAGACUGGUCACUUUGGUGCUCAGACACAAUGAAGUGGAAAACAUUAAUGGCAUUGAGCACUUAUCUUCUCUUCAGCAUCUUGACCUGGCCUACAACCUGCUAAUGGAACACACUCGGUUAGCUCCACUCUCCCUUCUGCAUAAUCUUAAUAUGUUAUCUCUAGAAGGCAACCCUCUGUACUUCCAAAAAACACACCGAAAGUCAACCGUGUAUCACCUUUCCCCACAAGCUGCUUUCAGAGGAAUUCAACUGGAUGGUUCUACAUUGUCUUCCACUGAGCUUGCAGUCUUAACAAAACCCAGGCAGUUAAUACCCCAGAUGUCCCAAUCACUCCAAGUUGCCAUGGCACCGGCGCAAAAGAUACAAGACAUGUCAAGUGCAAGAGAGGAGUUAAGUGUCCACUUGUCUAUAAGUGAAUCAGGAGCAAAUCGAGUUUACAAGAGGAAAUCUAAGAGUAAGGUGAAGGUGAGGGCAGCUAGUAUCUCAGAACCCAGUGAUACAGAACCCAGUACCUCAUCUUUGCAAGACAUCACCUUGCACCAUCAGAAGGACAUUGAGAAUUUAGAUAGCUUUCGAGAGAAGAUGGGUGAGGACUGGCUUCGCUACCAGCAUCAUCUUUAUGGCACACCAGCCCUUGUGUUUGGACCCAGGGUGGACAGACAGGUAACACAGACAAUUGCUGAAACCCACUGCAUCCCUUUGCCCCCCCAAACCAAAACUGAUUGCACAAUGCCAGAGUCUUUUGAUACCCCACUCCUAUCCUCUAAGUCAAAAGGAGAAGAGGAACAGAUAUUAGACUUUCAACCUGAGACUGAAUCCACCUUGCAGUGGACAGGACACAGCUUUGUAGGCAUUGAGUCUACGCUAGAGACAAGUCUGGUAGACCCACAGUCUCCAGAGAAGGUCACCAAUGAUCCAGCAGUUGGAGAAGAAGAAGAAGACCUUGAAGUGGACCUGUGUAGGCCUAUGCUAGUCAGAGUGCUCUCUGAGAUUGAGGAUUUUAACAGGAAGAAGGAAUCAGAGCCGCUGUUCCUGAGAGUGCAUCAGACUUAUAUUUUGGAGGUGGACAUGUACCAGGGCUGUGUCAAGAGCCGAUUUGAGCUAGACUGCUUGCAGCAGGUCAGCAGCUCUCAAGCCAUCUGGACAAAGGAGGGAAAGGAGAGUUUCCACCCGGUUCUUGAAUUGCACUUUAGCUACAUUAGUCACGAAAGACAGAAACGACGAUACAUUGUGCUGGAUGAUGAUCCUGAGGAAGCCUUGCAGGUUCUGCUGGAGUUGCUUUCCAGGGUAGCAACGGAGAACGAGCAGCAGGCAGAAAAGGAAAGAACAGCAGUUAUUCUGUUACAGUGUCUAAAGUGCCAAGGUGAAUUUUCCCAGCCUCCAUCUAAAAAAGAUGCCCUGCCUAAACCAGAUGUCCAUCACAGAUAUCAAGGCAAAAGAGAGAAGGAGCAUGCUGCUGGUGAUGCUGUCUGUUGUCCAGAAUGCAACAGUGACCAUGUGAUCCAGUUAGCUGGCCGAACAGCACCUUCUAACAGUACACCAGACCCUUGUGAUAUAGGUCAGGAUGGUGACAAAUGCGUCAGAUUUAGAUAUUCUGACACUCAGAAGGGUGAAUCUUUUCCCAGCCCCAUUCAUGUAAAAAAGUUCUCUGAUGAACUGGCUGAGGGGACCACAGACACUUUCCUCAUGGCUCAGUGUGGACAGUUUAAAAGUGUAUCCAGUCAGAUUAAGUCCUACCCCUGCCAUCAGAUUGGCUUCCACUCAUCUGACAGCCAAGUGACUAGUGACCAGGAAGAGUCAGAACACAGGCUUUCCCAGAGCUUCCUUUCUCAGAGCUUGAAAAAAGAUCUGCUGUUUAAUGGUUUUGAAACCAUUGACCACCGAUUAAAGCUUUUCCUGGAUGUGGAAGUUUUUGAGGGAGAAGAAGAGAUUCAUUGCUUUUUGAAAACGUCUGUUGUCAAAUUUGGAGAUCCAGUAGAAUUUCCAUCUCUAAUGGUUGUGUCCAAUCAGCGUAUCUACAUCCUAGAAAUUACCUCUCAGGCAGAAGGGCUUCCCUCAGAAUGGCUGCAGAAGAGGUACAGCCAUCAGCUGUGUGUACUUAGCUACCUGGAGGUGGGUCUUGGUUCACAAAGCAUCCACAUGGAGUUUAAUGUGAACAGUGCUGCGUACACUCUUUUGAUUCGUGACAGUACUCGUUGCAAGCACUUCUUUAACCAACUGACAGCAAUAACAACAGAACUUACCCCAAAGUCUGCCAUGAAGCUUAAGACUGUCUCAGCAACUCAACUGAAUCCCAAACACUAUCUGUGGCCCCUAGUUUGUGAGAGCAGUAAGACAGAAAGUGAAAAAGACAACCAUCCUCCAUUCUUAUACAUUCUGGCGUUCCUCCAGCUAGGCGAUUCUCUGACCUCAGUGACUGUACUGGCUACUCAGGAAACACUUUGCCUCCUUGAUGAAAAUCACCAGUGGAGAAAGAGCUGCUCCAUGCUUUCAGUCAAUGAGAUGGCACAAACCACCAGUGGGCAGGUCACCCUUCGUGAAACCCAGCCUAUCAGCUCCGUUAGUUCUAUACUUCUAUGUUCAUCUGAUCCAUGCCAGGUGAACAUUCAACUUUAUGAUGAGGUGGCCAAAGAGGAGAAGACAUGGCAUUUAAGGUCUGAGGCUGUGUUGGAGAUCCAAGGUCUAGUGAAUUGGAUCAAAGAGCAGUGGGAGGCCAUGUUUGGGGUUAAACUCAUUACUGCUAUUCACUAGUGAUUUUGCUCACUGUUAUUGCACUGUUCUCUGUUCACUUAUGAGGUCUAUCAGGUUGUCUGCAGUGAUCCUGUGACCUGAGUGUAAAAUUUUGCUAAAAGUACAGUGUAAAUAAAUGAAAGCUAGAAGGCAUGUGGAUGUGCUACAUUACUACUUCAUAUUUAUCACAAAAUCAACUCCAGUAUAUUGUUAAUUUUUAUUAUAAAAAAACUUAAAAAAAAAAAAAAAAAACCCUAAAAGAAUAUUUAUUUAAAUAUUUGACUGCAUAUUUUUGGACUUGCACUUAGAACUUACUUACAUGUACUUUAAGAAUGCUAGUUAUGUUAUAUAACUUUAUAAUGAUGUGUUAGUUAGUAAACCUUUUAAUAUACAAUCUUUUUCAGUUGAUUUAUUCCUGUACAAAAUGAUGUUCUUGUAUACUGCUGCCUAAAUAAAAAUGCCUUUGUUUUCUGACAAUA
Molecule: messenger RNA, 4079 nt
Organism: Silurus meridionalis
Lineage: Eukaryota; Metazoa; Chordata; Actinopteri; Siluriformes; Siluridae
Product: serine/threonine kinase 11 interacting protein
Exons: 26
Coding region: 169-3621 (1150 amino acids)
Biological process (GO): intracellular protein localization
Cellular component (GO): cytoplasm
Molecular function (GO): protein binding
Source: RefSeq, a predicted model, not a curated record